UAGCAUCUCAGUAGAAACAUCUUAAAGCAGGGAUAAAUUUGAACUCCAGCUGAAGAGGGAUAUGUUGAGGUCCUCCAACGUGAUGAGCUAGAAGAAAGAUUCAUUGCAGUUGGUACUUGGGGACUUAUUAGACUAUUGGAGGUGCAUAUCAAGAUGAGCGGAAGUCUUCAAGCCUGGAAACAUUGCAUCUUGUCUGGUCUGGUAUUCACCGAUGCCAUUGUUUUCAACGGAAUCAUAGGGAACCUGAUGUCUAUUCUUGAAGACAUUUUGGGGAGGAAUAUGGCAAAAAAUGCAGCAAUCCUCGCUAUUCAGAUGGGCUUGUCGUCUUUAAUAGCGAUCGCUGGGAGAUUUCUCACUGAUGAUUAUUUUGGCAAGUACAUUAUGAUCAACAUUUCCAUCGUCAUCUAUAUCAUUGCACUUGUCAUUUUAUGUUUUUUACUACGGAUAGAGGAAGAUGCUUCCAUCUACGUCACGUGUUUCCUAAUAGCAGUAGGCCAUGGUUGUUUUGAAUCAUUGCUUGAGGAGUACGGAAAAGAUCAGAUCGACACUGCUAACUUCGGAGGGAGGAGGGUCCUUCACUAUGUCUGGUGGCGGACACCUAAGUUCUUGGGCUCGGCAGUGGGCUCCAUCAUACUUCUCAUUGCAGAGAAAUGUGGGUGGAAAUAUGAGUGGAAAUAUGCUGGUUGGCUAACUACAGGCGUGAUGGUUGUUGCUUCUAGUUUGUUCUUCUGUAGCAAGUUCUUGUACGACUUCCGUAAUGACAAGCCAGCUACAAGCCCAUACGGACGUGUGAUUCGUGUCUUUGUCGCUGCCACGUUGAAUAUACAUCUUCCUGGGCCCGUGCCCGGUGAUCUCCACGAAGAGGAGGAACAUGACCAUAUCUUGCCUCACAGUAAUAGCCUAAGGUGCCUUGACAAAGCUGCCAUUCGUCCCAGACAAGAGGAUGCGGAAAAAAACAAAUGGUGGCAAUGCAGAGUAACAGAAGUAGAGGAAAUUAAGUGUCUCUUGCACACGUUCCCCACCUGGGCAACCUUAGUUAUGUGUGGGAUAGUAUCGACAGUGCAACAAACUUUGUUCAUCGAGCAAGCAUACUACAUGGAACGUCGACUUGGCUCCGUAAAAGUUCCGGUCACAUCGCUGUUCAUGUUGGCCGGACUUCCAAAGCUACUAAUCGACAAAUUUCACCCUCGGCGACCUGACAGGAUAAUUACUCUUGGGAUAUUCUUCUCGAUAUUGUGUUGCAUAACUGCUGCUCUGGUGGAGAGUAGGAGGUUGAAUGCUUAUAACGGAGGCCACGUUUUAUAUGACGAAGAAGACCAAGAAAAUAAACAUGAUGUUGUCAACGUGAGCAUUUUCUGGCUACUUCCGCAGUUUUUCCUGAUAGGAGCAAUGGAUGGAUUAGUCUAUAGCGGCAUCCACGAUUUCUUCGAUGAUCACCUCCCUGAUUCUAUGAAGAGCUUGGAUUUCUCAUUCUUCAAGAGCGUGCAUGCAGCUGGAUACUUUCUCUUUGCACUUUUGGCUACCAUAAUGAAUAAAGCAACAAAAUGGUUUGGCGUGGACAUAAAUAGUAGCCGUGUGGAUUAUGUAUAUUGGGGAUUAGGGAUACUGAGCUUGAUCAACUUUUUUAUUUAUGGUUAUAUCUCAGGGAUAUUUAGUCCCAUCAGAGAAGGCAAAGAGAAUGACCUCAACGGUACCAACAAUGACAACGAUGAGACAACAACAUCAGCACAAGGAAGAACAACGACAAUCGAAAUGAGAACAGUGGAACAACUGGAAUCGGGCGCUAGCACUGCUAGCUCCGAGCACGUCUGAGAGCAUCUUUUAUGAAGAGUACGUUGGAUCCGUGCUCGUUGGUUUGGCUGUUAAAACUUACCUUUUGUUAGUAUUUGAAUUAAGAAAUUUAUCUGAACAAGUUUGCACCUCUUGAUGAAAAGUUUUAUAAAGAGCAGGAUUUUAAUGGCUUUA
Messenger RNA from Magnolia sinica, 1965 nucleotides. Its product is annotated as protein NRT1/ PTR FAMILY 5.6-like. The coding region runs from base 154 to 1812 and encodes 552 amino acids. Gene Ontology annotation, biological process: transmembrane transport. NCBI's taxonomy places the organism in Eukaryota, Viridiplantae, Streptophyta, Magnoliopsida, Magnoliales, Magnoliaceae. The record is from RefSeq and is a predicted model, not a curated record. Gene Ontology annotation, molecular function: transmembrane transporter activity. Gene Ontology annotation, cellular component: membrane. The transcript has 5 exons.